AUAUUUAUUGAAACCGAAAGAAAUAAAAAUAAAAUAUAUAUACUAGGUAUAGCACCUUAACUCACAACGAAUAUGGAGGGACCAUGGGCUUUCGUGGGAACCACGCUUCCACACAUACCACUUCCACCAAUUUCUCAGCGACAGCCAAUCCGAACAGAGCGACUAUUGAUUCGACCAAUGCGGGAGGAUGAUCUUCAGGCUUAUCACGAGUUGCGCUUACAGCCAGAAGCAAUGGCCUGUAGUAGACAGGGGAGACCUGACCACGACAUUGAAGAGACUCGAUCAGCGCUGAACAAAUUUUUACCGCCACACAGCGACGAGACGUUCUUGUACGGCGUCUUUCUUCCGUCUACGGGCGAAUUAAUCGGGGAGGGAGGUAUUCAUACGCUAGAAUCUUCAUCGUGUGGUUGGCCCGAGAUUGGGUACAGAUUCCGGAAAGAGGUUUGGGGUCAGGGGUACGCGACUGAGUUCCUGAGGGCGUUGCUCAAAGCUUGGUGGGAUCUGCCUAGGAACCAGACUACACUCCGUGUUCAUUCGACAUCUGUUCAAAAGGGAAGCAGUGUGGAUGCUGUAGAACAGAUCCAUGCCAACACGGACUUGCCAAAUAUAGGAAGUCAGAAGGUCUUGGCAAAACUUGGGUUUAUACAGUUCUCGAAGUACAUGGAGCCGGACACACAGGAGGAUAAGCUGGGUGAGCCACUGGAAUUAAUUGGUUAUAGGCUUCCUUUUCCGGAAGAUAGUAACAGAAAUUAA
Daldinia loculata is the source of this 753-nucleotide messenger RNA. Its product is annotated as acyl-CoA N-acyltransferase. Gene Ontology annotation, molecular function: acyltransferase activity, transferring groups other than amino-acyl groups. The record is from RefSeq and is a predicted model, not a curated record. The transcript has a single exon. Lineage: Eukaryota; Fungi; Ascomycota; Sordariomycetes; Xylariales; Hypoxylaceae. The coding region runs from base 73 to 753 and encodes 226 amino acids.